Messenger RNA from Trachemys scripta elegans, 3998 nucleotides. It is a transcript of the gene CDH26, whose product is annotated as cadherin 26. The record is from RefSeq and is a predicted model, not a curated record. Gene Ontology annotation, cellular component: plasma membrane; catenin complex; adherens junction. NCBI's taxonomy places the organism in Eukaryota, Metazoa, Chordata, Testudines, Emydidae. Gene Ontology annotation, molecular function: calcium ion binding; cadherin binding. Gene Ontology annotation, biological process: cell-cell junction assembly; adherens junction organization; multicellular organism development.
AGCGCCGGUCCCUGCGGGGGAGGGAGGGGGCGGCACCUGGCCGCCCAGGCCGCUCCUCCAGCCCGCUUUAUAAGCGGGGAGGCUGCGGUGCCGCGGCUCAGGCGCGCUCGCGCUCCGGUCACCGCCUCCUCCGCUGGCCAUGGGGUGCCUGGCUGCGCUGCUGCUCCUGGCGGUUACUGCUGCCAGCAACACCUCUUCUGAAAAGGACAGUGUCAGUCUAAUAAAGACCAUCCACAAGACAAGCAGCAAGGGGCUGGAUCUUUAUCAGUCAGACAAUCUUCGUCCUCUACAGCGUACAAAAAGGAGUUGGAUUUUAAACACCUUUGAACUUGAAGAGGAGGACAAAGGACCAUUCCCCAAACUUGUUGGAGAGCUGUUCAACAACGUGUCAUAUAGUAUGUCCGUAAAAUAUUUAAUCAGUGGACCUGGUGUAAAUGAAUCUCCAGAGUUUGGGUUGUUUUCUAUAGAAGACAAUGCCAAUGGACAUGUGUACGUACAUCGUACCAUUGACCGAGAGAACACCCCCUAUUUUAAGAUACGUUUCGAUGUUGCAGAUACAGUGACUGGGAAGAAAGUGGACAAAUCUUUAUUUUUCAUUAUUAAGAUUAAAGACAUUAAUGAUAAUGCACCCAAGUUUCCCAAGGAGGAAUUUAACAUUGCUAUAAAAGAAAACCAUGAUACAGAUAAGCCAGUUUUCAACUUGACAGCUUUUGACAAAGAUGAAAAAGACACAGCUAAUUCUCGGGUGACCUAUUCCCUUACUACACAGACACCCAAUCUGAAAGAGCCCAGAUUUAACAUCCAUCCUACCGAGGGUUUUAUAGUGAUUUCAGGAUGCUUGGAUCAUCAGAUUGCCAGCUCUUUCAAACUUCUGAUCAAAGCCAGAGACGAUGGUACCCCACAAAUGUCAUCUACUGCAACAGUUAACAUUGCCGUUGAAGAUACAAACAACCACCCGCCUGAAUUUACCAAGGAAAAUUAUCAGUUGCAAAUUGAAGAAGGCAAAGUAGGACCAGGCGUGUUAAGGCUCCAGGUGGAAGAUCAAGAUUCUCCAAAUACACCUGCUUGGAGAGCAAAGUACAAAAUAGUGAAAGGCAAUGAAAAGGAACAGUUCAUCGUUGAGACCAAUCCUGAAACAAAUGAGGGCAUUUUAAGGGUUAUUAAGCCUCUGGACUAUGAAGGUGACUCAGAGAAGAGACUUGUCAUUUCUGUUGAAAAUGAAGAACCUUUAUCUUCAUGUCAUAAAGGGAAACUGAGGAGCCCUCCUGUAGCCCCCAUGAGUGCAUCCGUGGCUGUGAAAGUCCUAGACACAAAUGAUGCUCCUGAAUUUCACCCUCCUACACUUGUUCUUCAAAAAGAAGAAGGCGUGAAGCCUGGGACGAGGCUUGGAAAAUAUUCUGCUGUAGAUCCAGAUGUGGUGCCAAAUAAUAUAAAAUACACAGUAUUUCAUGAUCCAGCGGGGUGGGUGACUGUUGAUGAGAACUCUGGCGUUAUUACUGCCAUGAAAGAACUUGAUUGGGAAUCCCCCUAUGUGAAUGACAGUGUUUACCCCAUCAUUGUUCAUGCCAUCGAUGAUGGGGUCCCACCGCAGACGGGCACUGGCACCAUUCUGCUUUACCUGUCUGACAUCAAUGACCACAUGCCAACAUUAGUCACACGUUUCUUAGAAGUUUGUGACAAAGCAAGACUGACUCCUCUCAUCAUAAAGGCAGAGGAUAAUGACUCAGAUCCGUAUGCCAGUCCAUUUACAUUUAAACUCGCUGAUGACUCAGAAAGUAUAAAGCAAAACUGGAGAUUGGGAAAGAGUUUUGGUGACUCAGUUGAACUUUUAAUGUUGAGAAACCUCCCACGUGGCAAGUAUUUGGUGCCUCUCCUAAUUCUGGACAGGCAGGGAUUAUUCUCUAUGAAGCAGAAUCUGUCUGUGAGACUCUGCCAUUGCCCAGACGGACACGUAUGCGAAGAACUGAACUCCAUGCCAUUGAGUCUUGGAGGUGGCGCCAUUGCUGUGAUUUUGGCAGUCCUCCUGUUAUCUCUAGUGGCAGGCUGUCUUCUGCUGUGGUGUUACUAUGGAUCUGAAAACAGGAAAAGACAAGUCAAUUUCCCUUUUGAAGAAGGCAACCAGACUUUAAUCAAAUACAAUGAAGAGAGUGGAAACAUUUUGUCUCAGGUUAUGCCUGAUGUUUUGGAUUAUGAAAGCCAAUUCUCUACAUAUGCACAAAUUAGAAAAGGAAAACAAAUGUCUGAGUAUGUAAAUGGAAUGGCACCAUCUCCCUCCCUUACAUCCAGUCGAGGACACUAUGACCAAGGUCGAUGUGGUGCCAGUACAAUGGUCCAGUCCAGACUUCUAGGUGACAACCACAGUUCCCACGGGGUCCAGUAUUCUAGACGCAUGGAGACACUCCACAGAAGACCCCUCCCUGCGACUGUAGAAACAGUGGGUGAAAUGUUGAAUCAGAGGCUCUAUCACCUCAGCAACCUGGAGGAGAACAUGAUCACUUACCAACCUCACACAUAUGCCGAGGAGGGAAAACUAGAGAGAGGCGGCUCCUUCAGGUCCGUGUUCAUUUUCGACGAUGAACUGCCCAAGGAUUUCUUGGACACCCUGGGACCAAAGUUCGCCGCUCUGGAUGAAAUCUGCAGAAAUGAUUUCAGUCACAGCCACUCUCAUAGGAACAAUGGAAUGGUGGGGACCUUCCCAAACGGGUUUGGAAGAGACUCAACCCAAGCACAAACAUCUGCUGACCUUUGGUGGCUCUCUCCUACAGGGAAGGUCCCCAGAGUUGUACGUGUGGCUGAGUGAUACACUAUAAACAGAGCUGGGCAGUGGUUUGGAUUUGUAUUAUAAACUUUAUGCUGGGUCUCUCUCCUUUGGGUUCUCUGCCUGGCUUGACAGGCUCUUAGAUGUCAGCAGAGAGCUCCUGUUACUCCAGCUGUUUCUGAGCUGAAGAGACUGAAGUGCAGGUCCAGUCUGGUCAGGUCCUAGGCAUCAAGCAUCCCUAGCCGCCUGCAGUCAGUGGGACUCCCCUUUCUGAUCAAGGGCUCAGUGCUUUCCUUUAAUGUUUCCUUUUGGCUGUGUUUCUUUUCAGACUCUCUCUCAAACUAAUCUGACAAAGACUGUCAUUUCUAUCAGCCAGCGGUAGUGGCUCCUUUUCCCCCCGGCCCCUAUGAGAUUCAGAAAGACUUGUCACUAUUGCCAGCCUGUCAUUGUUGCCAGCACUGAAUAUUGUAGCUUCAUCUUCUGGGUGAAGGGGCUAGGUAGGGCUAGUGCAGCCCACAAAUUGGAAUGUCGGAGGAAACCAGGUCACCAAUUGUUUGGGCCCUAUCUCAUUCUUGAGGUCUGCAGAUAUCUGCGCUCACCCCUCAGAGAGCUAGAGAUUGGAGUACUCUAGAACUAGGAUGAUGUUUUAAAAUCCAGGGUGUUUGAAGCCCGUGUAGGGUUUAGAAAUGGAUGAAAAGCCACCAUCUUGAUGAUAUUUACAGUAGCUCUGCUCGGAGUUCAGUUCACAAAGCAAGCACAAGUUCUGGUAAAUGCUAGGUUUUUGAUUAUUAGGACAGCGAAUGACGUUUCCAGCUAGUCCUGAAUUUGUGCGGCAGCUCUUCUGUAUGUAGCUGGCUCGUCUUCCACCCACAGAUGCUGGCUCACACCCAUUUUGUGUGGGCAAAGCCUGUCUUUGUACAUUCAAAAUGGGCAUCUGUUCACUUCUGUGGGUGCAGGCCUGUUGCAAAAGCAGGUGUGCAGAAUCUGGAGGUGGGCCCCAAAAGUUUCCCCUGUAUGGUUAGAGGAGCAAAGUCCUAGCAGUGGCUCAGUACCUGGGGUGGUUUGCUUUGGCAGAGCAAAGGAAAUAGAUGGAAGUGCCCACAAGGUUCCCACCCAGAGCAUGCUGAGUAACUUUCUAGCUGCAUUGUUCCAGGGACAUGCUGAGCUCUUUGCUGGGGCAGAUGCAUGCUGGUGAAAUGGAAUCUUGAUACAUGCAUAAAUUAUCUGAGGGUGUGGAAGA